AUGCCUUCAAUAGCUGGUAAAUAUGAACAUUACAAAAACGAAAAUUUGGAUGAAUACUUUGCCGCAUGUGGUCUACCAUACGUCGUUAGAAAGAUGAUAUCAUUGAUCACACCCAUAAUGGAAAUUAUACUUGAAGAUGAUGUUAUGACCUUAAGAGUAACAUCUUGGCUUUGGUCUUCUGACCAUACGUUCAAACUAGGAGAAAAGUACAUUGAACAGAUGCCAAAGGAUAACAUAAUAAGUGUGACCAAGGUGGUCAAUGAUCAUGAAGUAUUAACUGAAUCUGUAAUAGAAUCAACUGGAGAUAAAGCUCACAGGCAUUAUCUCUUCACAGAUGAAGAGGUGGUAGAGACUUUGACGCAUGAAAAAGCCAAAGGAGUCACCAAGAGGUAUUACAAGAGAAUUAAGUGA
Messenger RNA from Pectinophora gossypiella (pink bollworm), 411 nucleotides. RefSeq names its product fatty acid-binding protein-like. The record is from RefSeq and is a predicted model, not a curated record. NCBI's taxonomy places the organism in Eukaryota, Metazoa, Arthropoda, Insecta, Lepidoptera, Gelechiidae. The coding region runs from base 1 to 411 and encodes 136 amino acids. The transcript has a single exon.